AUGGCCCACAACCACGAGAACGUCAUGUUCAACCCCUCUUCACCUCACUCCUCUGUCGGCGGUGCCGAUUCCUUCAAGGGAACGCCGGACACAAGAUUGACAGCCUUCUCUCCGGAGGAAAGCGCGACUAGGUCCUCGCGUCUGCUCAAAUCAAUUGCGCAGACCUCGCCAGAGACCACUCCUUCGAGGUUUCCCUCGAGUGCCUUUGGAAGUGUCAUGUCCAGUGCCGACAAGGACCCUUUCAUCACUACAGAGUCAAACAAUAACCUUCAGAAGUUGUCGCCGACUGCCUCUACUUUCCAGCCCUUCUCUUCGCCGCUGGACAGGAACACUGAUUUCACCAAUCUCGACCGAGACAGACAGUCAGUUUCCAGCGUCUUUUCGGCCGGGCUUAGAGAUGUUGGUGAACUCUCGGAAUGUCUCAUCAUCGGCUCGCAAACCCGAAACCUUGGCAUCACCGAUCUGAAUGCUUGUCUCAUGAAACUUCAGCGCCUUGGUCUCUCGGUCCAAGAGCCGAGACAAAUUUUCCACAGAGGAGGGCGAAUCUCUGUCCAGUUCAGCGAUAUUCGCGAUGCCGUUCUCGUCCACGACAACGUUUAUCGAGUUGAAGCUGAAUUUGAAGUCAACUAUCUAUCUAGUGUUGACUUUUCAGAGGUGUGUCUACUUGCCAUCAGGAGCCGUGUCAAGUCUGGGGUUUGGGUCGCCAUUGUUGCCCUGGCUAUUCCUCCCUGCCCGCUCGACGUCAUCCGCACUGAAGCAGUUCUCAAGCGCAUGAUGCAAUCGCGGGGACAACUCCUCGCAUACCAUGCCCAACAGAACAACGACUCUUCGGUAUACAGAGCCAUCGUCCAAUUCAGUGACCAGGCUGAAGGUGCCACAGCUGUGGUUGUGUUCAACAACACGAUCGUCGAGGGAAUCCAUGUCACCUUGUCACUUUUGGAUGGAAGUGAAAUCCCUCAUGCCACUCAAGAUCCCCAGGAAGGCUCAACCGAUGACCACAGCCCCUCCUUGCCUGGCCACGAUCUGACAAGCGCCCUUCAUGCCCUGUCUCUCUCCAAGCAAGCUAACCAGGUGCACCUUAUGCCCCAAGGAGCGCCUAUGCCUGUUCCCGGCUCGCCGUACCCUCCUCUCGGUAUCCAGGUUUCCCCUUUGGCGAUGUGGCCCAUUCUAUGCCAGCCGCAGUUUCAGCCGAGCACAGCAUACGUUCUGAAUGGUGGUCAUCGCCUCUCGGCGCCUCCGUCUACAUCCAACUCGACGGGGUAUCAGCUCACAAACCAUCUUUUCUCGCAGUCUUCCCAGGGCAUGUCGAUGAUGGGAUCGAUGUCACCCGGCUCCAGAACUGAGCCCCGAAGACAGAAUGCAGCCAGGGUCAACAGAUCACCCUACUAUAAUGUUGCUAGCCACCACAACCAUGUCGAUGUCAACCGCAUUCGUGAAGGAACAGAUGUUCGCACCACGAUCAUGCUUCGCAACAUCCCAAACAAAGUCGACCAAGCAAUGCUCAAGCGGAUUGUUGAUGAAUCUAGCUGGGGUAAGUAUGACUUCAUGUAUCUCCGGAUCGAUUUCGCCAAUGACUGCAAUGUCGGAUACGCUUUCAUCAAUUUUGUGGACCCGUUGGACAUCAUUGAUUUUGUCAAUACCAGAGGCAACCAGAGAUGGAACUGUUUCAAGAGCGACAAGGUCGCUGAGAUUUCCUAUGCCACCAUCCAGGGCAAGGAUUGCCUUGUUCAGAAGUUCAGAAACAGCUCUGUAAUGCUCGAAGCAGCGCAUUAUCGUCCCAAGCUGUUCUACACCUCCAAUGGGCCCGUCCCAGAACUCGCGGGAGAGGAGGAAUCCUUUCCGGAGCCGGACAACCAGUCCAAGAUGAAGCGAAGCUGCGAGAAUGCAGAACACGUUGGGCUUUUCACGCCCAACGCUGGACAGCAUUUCCGCGACGAGCAACGCCGCAGACGGUCGCAGUAUGACCGAGGCACGAGACUGGCCGCCCUCGAAGAACAUGACUUCGAAGCAUCUAUGCAGCCGUACAUGUAUCAUGCGUAA
This is a messenger RNA of Colletotrichum phormii, 2040 nucleotides long. RefSeq names its product RNA recognition domain-containing protein 2. The coding region runs from base 1 to 2040 and encodes 679 amino acids. Gene Ontology annotation, molecular function: RNA binding. The record is from RefSeq and is a predicted model, not a curated record. Lineage: Eukaryota; Fungi; Ascomycota; Sordariomycetes; Glomerellales; Glomerellaceae. The transcript has 12 exons.